Tupaia belangeri chinensis (Chinese tree shrew) is the source of this 3198-nucleotide messenger RNA. Its product is annotated as zinc finger protein 883-like. The record is from RefSeq and is a predicted model, not a curated record. Gene Ontology annotation, molecular function: DNA-binding transcription repressor activity, RNA polymerase II-specific; RNA polymerase II cis-regulatory region sequence-specific DNA binding. Lineage: Eukaryota; Metazoa; Chordata; Mammalia; Scandentia; Tupaiidae. Gene Ontology annotation, cellular component: nucleoplasm. Gene Ontology annotation, biological process: regulation of immune system process; regulation of cytokine production; negative regulation of transcription by RNA polymerase II. Bases 538 to 2412 code for a protein of 624 amino acids. The transcript has 7 exons.
GAGUUCAGGCCCCGCCCACACGCUGGCCCCGCCCCGUCCGGGCAGCAAUUUCCUGCCCACCCGGAAGCCGACUUGAGCGGCGGAGCGAGUUUCAGUAUUUCUAGUUCACAGCCGGAGCAGCCGUGUCCAGCACCUGGUCUUCCGCAGGCAGGUUCCGGGUGUCACUGCGGCUGUCACCAUCCAGGGACCCCACGUCGCUGUGAGACACUCCGAGUCCAUUUCCUGGUCCGCGUCAGUGUCGGCUAAACCUCCCGCUGGCCGGCCCGCCUUCCUCCGCCUUUGUGCCUUCGGACUUUCCCCCGCCUCUCUUCUUUUCCCCGCGCCAGUCCACGUUCGGUUCACGUCCCGGCUUGGAGGUUAAUGUGAUAUUCUGGACAAGAAGAGUGAAAUACUUGAGAUCACUGUGAUUAAAACCACGAGAGAAGUCACUGUUACUCAAGAUAUGAAAUAUGGCUUGUAAUCUAGGAGAAAGGUUUACCUGACUACUGCUUGGAAUGUGAGUGAAAACGCAGAGGAAGACUGUGAGAAACUGAGUUAAUGGCAAUGCAUCCACUGGAAUCAGUGACCUUUGAAGAUAUAACUAUAAACUUCACCCAGGAAGAGUGGGCCCUACUGGACACAUCCAGGAGAAUGCUAUACAAAGAUGUGAUGUUAGAAAAUAUUAAUCAUCUGAUAUCUCUUGGAUAUCAGCUCUGCAAAUCAGAUAUGAUUUUCCAUUUGGAGCCAGGCAAAAUGCUAUGGAUUGUUGAAGGAAGUAGGUUUUUCCAAGACCACAGUCCAGUCAUUAAAGACAGAGAAAGUGUAUAUAAAAAGCAAGAAGUAAUAUCCACACAUUAUAUCAGCAAGGGCACAGCCACCAUCAGGUCAAUGCAGAAAUCUCAUGCUCAUGAUGAUCUAUUUAAAUGGAAAGAUUUGGGAAAAGAUCACUUUCACAGCUGUGAAAUGAGUCAAAAUUUGUCACCUCACUCAGCAAAGAAACCAUUCAUUAGCAAACAGUGUGGAAAAUCUAGUAGUGACAACUUCAACUUUCAUCAACAGAAGAAAAAACAGGCAAGGGGAAAAUCAUAUGAAUGCCCACAGUGUGAGGAAACCUUCAGUAAUUGCUCUAUCCAUAAACAGCACAAGAUGACUCAUACUGGAGAGAAGCCAUAUGAACAUCAUCUGUGUGAGAAUGCCUUUAUUCAUUCCUCUGACAUUCAAAAGCACAAUCAAGCUCACAUUGCAGAGAAACCAUAUGAAUGCCACCAGUGUGGGAAAACUUUCAGUCAACCUUCUAACCUCAGACUGCAUGAGAGAACUCACACUGGAGAGAAACCAUAUAAAUGUAAUCUGUGUGAGAAAGCCUUUAGUCAGUCUUCUAGCCUUAGAGUACAUGAGAGAACACACACUGGAGAGAAACCAUAUGAAUGCCAUCUAUGUGGGAAAGCCUUCAGUCAGUCUUCUAACCUUAGACUGCAUGGGAGAAUACAUACUGGAGAAAAACCGUAUGAAUGUCAUAUAUGUGGGAAAGCCUUUAGUCAAUCUUGGGACCUUAAGGUGCAUGAGAGAACACACACUGGAGAAAAACCAUAUGAAUGCCAUUUGUGUAGGAGAGCCUUCAGUCAGUCUUCUGCCCUUAGACUGCAUGAGAGGACACAUACUGGAGAGAAACCAUAUGAAUGUCAUCUGUGUGGGAAAGCCUUUAGCAAAUCUUCUGCCCUUAGACGACAUGAGAGAAUACAUACUGGAGAGAAACCAUUUGAAUGUCAUCUUUGUGGGAAAGCCUUUAAUCAAUCUUGGGAACUUAGAGGACAUGUAAGAACACAUACUGGAGAGAAAACAUAUGAAUGCCGUCUAUGUGGAAAAAGCUUCAGUCAUUCUACUCACCUUAGACAGCAUGAAAGAACACACACAGGGGAGAAAUUAUAUGAGUGUCAUCUCUGUGGGAGAGCUUUCAGUCAGUCGUCUUCCCUUAGACGACAUGAGAGAAUGCACAGUGGAGAAAAACCACAUGAAUGCCAUCUGUGUGGGAAAGCAUUCAGUCAAUCUGCUCACCUUAGACAACAUAAGAGAACACAUACUGGAGAGAAGCCAUAUAAAUGUAGUACAUGUGGCAAAGCCUUUAGCAAAUCAUCUGCCCUUAGACUACAUGAGAGAAUACACACUGGAGAGAAACCAUUUAAAUGUCAUCUUUGUGGAAAAAACUUUAAUCAAUCUUGUGACCUUAGAGGACAUGUAAGAACACAUACUGGAGAAAAACCAUAUGAAUGCCAUCUUUGUGGGAAAAGCUUUAGUCAGUCCUCUCAUCUGAGACAACAUAAGAGAACCCACACUGGGGAGAAAUUAUAUAAAUGUCAUAUGUGUGGGAAAGCCUUUGGUCAGUCGUCUUCCCUUAGACGACAUGAGAGAACACACACACGAGAGAAUGAUUAAUGCCUUCAGUGUAUACUCUGACCUACAAUGACAUGGUACUAUAAAUAUAAUUUGGAAGAAUAUUCAACCGUAUUGUAUGCUUGAAUGUACCUGAGGAUGCACACAUUGAUGAAACACUCUACAAUCAGUGUAGAAGAUCCUGCAUCAUCCUUACUACUAAUUUGAUGUACACAAAUGUUUAUGGAAGAGAAGCUCUAUGUAUAAAUUCUGUGUGGCAGAUCUCAGUAAUCAUAGAUGAAAUAACUUGUCCUGAAAUACAAUGAAAAUAGAAUUCAUUAAUGAAAACUCUUGACUUUAAACACAUUAGUGGACUUAUACAGGAAUAAGCCUCUAGAUCCAUAGUUGGUGUGGGAAUGUCUCCAUUUAUAAUUAGUUGUUAAACAACAUAAGCAAUUGCUUCUUGGGAGUACCUCUUGGUCUCUAAUACUCUGAACAUUCAGCCAUGCACCAGUCUUACGCACACACACACAAAAAAUCAGUGAAUGAAUAUCUACCAAAACAAAAUAAGAUGAAUGUGAGAAUAUCUUCAGUGAUCACUCAUUUCAUACUCAAAGUUCUCUCAAUAAGAAGAUACCAAUUCCAAAAGUGAUAAUGACAUGUUCAACAUCAGAAAACUGUCCAAGAAAAAAAUUCUAAAAGAAUCUUUUAAUACAUAAUUUAGCAAAUUAUUUAGAAUUUUGAGAAAAUAUUCAUUGCAAGUGUGGCAUAUAAUUGUAGGAUUGAAGAGGCCAGCAGGUGGCAUGUUGGUUGAGGCACUGGACUCCCAUAUGGCUGACAUGGUUCAAG